Molecule: messenger RNA, 1683 nt
Organism: Caenorhabditis elegans
Lineage: Eukaryota; Metazoa; Nematoda; Chromadorea; Rhabditida; Rhabditidae
Gene: F09G2.8
Product: putative phospholipase D F09G2.8
Exons: 6
Coding region: 19-1683 (554 amino acids)
Cellular component (GO): membrane
Molecular function (GO): catalytic activity; D-type glycerophospholipase activity
Source: RefSeq, marked reviewed
GCCCAAAGCCACUAACCGAUGCCUCUGAGAUUGAUCAAUUUCCGGCAACAACGGAGAUGUCGACAGAGCCCAUCAGUAGCUAGAUUAGAGAGUAUUGUGCUCAAUCGAAGAGAGCUCCUGCUUGACCAUUUUCAAUAUUCCUUGUUUCAAAAUUCUUCAGAAAUUCCAAUGACAACUAUUUUAAUUAACGAUCGACCUAUGCGUCAUACGCACGAUGGGCGGGCCGACAUGACAAACUUCGAAAUGGAUUUAUUCGACACUCGAAUAGAAGUUCCAACGAGUAAAAACAGCGGUGGUGACGGAAUGCACAGUCCGUAUUACGACGAAGAAUCUUCCAAAAAGAGGUGUUGUAAGUGUGGCAAUUCUCGAAAUCGGAUAAUAAAACCGGCGUGCGUUCCAAUUUCAAUAGUGUCUCUUUUCAUCAUUGCUCUCGUUUUUCUUCCAUUAUUCAACGAAGAAGACCUGGCUUCUCCAAUCAAAUUAACAACAGGAUGCUCUGUCGAUUGCAAAACAUUUUUAGUCGAAUCGAUUCCCAUCGGAUUACCAUUUAAAACUAAUAACCACACCGCUGAAGCGUGGAUCAAUAUAAUUGAUAACUCUAAACAAUAUCUGGACAUUUCUGUAAUGUACUGGAAUCUCAACACUUCUGAUUAUAAAUCCUCUGUAUACGGUAGAAGAGUCUAUGAGGCAAUAAUACGAGCUGGAAAACGUGGAGUCAAAAUUCGAAUUGCUCAAGAUGGAGCAUCAAAUCUCUCGGAUAACAAAGAAUCGGCGUAUCUCGUCCAAGAAGGACUUGCAGAAGUUCGAGAAAUUAACGUAACUCGGCUCAUUGGAUCUGGAAUUAUUCACACAAAAUUUAUACUUUCCGAUAUUGCAACAUUGUAUAUAGGAUCUGCAAAUAUGGAUUGGAAAUCGUUGAGUGAAGUGAAAGAAGUCGGUGUUGUAUUCCAAGAAUGCCCAUGUGUUGCGUCGGAUCUUUACAAGAUCUUUGCUGCUUACUGGAAACUUGGAGAAAAUGACUCUGUGAUUCCUGAAAAAUGGCCAAUUUCCUAUCGGACUCCUUUCAAUUUCUCGAGUAUGGCAAAAUUGACAAUGGACGGAGAGCCUGCCGAGUAUUUCAUAUCGAGCUCUCCUGGACCAUUCAACCCGAAAGGCCGAGAGCAUGAUCUUGCAGCAAUUCAAAAAAUAAUGAAAGAUGCACGAAAAAGCGUGUGCAUUUCUGUCAUGGAUUAUAUUCCAUCAACGCUUUACAUGAAAAAAUCGAACCGAUUUUGGCCAGAAAUCGAUGAUUCUAUUCGAGACGCUGCUUAUCGUGGAGUCAAUGUUCGAAUGCUUAUUUCACAUUGGGAUCACUCUCGCAAAGAAAUGAUACCAUUUUUGAAAAGUCUUCAAACAAUAACCGACGGACUUCCACGAUACAAUCGAACAGAACACGGACAGGUUCAAGUGAGAAUAUUCACAGUUCCUCCGAAUGGGAAAGAAAAAAUUCCAUUUACACGGGUGAAUCAUGCAAAGUAUAUGGUUACGGAGGAUAUUGCUUACAUUGGUACAUCAAACUGGUCAGGAGACUAUUUCAUCAGCACAGCCGGAGUCGCGAUGGUCGUUCGUCAGCCGUCGGCCACAAAACGAUUGCAAAAUGUGUUUGAUCGUGACUGGAAUUCAGAAUACUCCAAGGAUUUAUGA